Molecule: messenger RNA, 2634 nt
Organism: Symbiodinium sp. CCMP2456
Lineage: Eukaryota; Dinophyceae; Suessiales; Symbiodiniaceae
Source: the annotation of a GenBank genome assembly
AUGGGCCACAACCCCUGGGAGGACCUCCACAAGAACAUGGAGAGGAUGCUUCAACAGCAGGUCACGGGCGGCUCCGUAGGGAGCCAGGCGCUGAUGCCGCGUCCGAUGCAGAUGCAGAUGCAGCUUGGUGGCCUGCUGGACAUGUUCGGCGACCACCAUGCAGGACACGUCGGCCUCGCACAGGGGAGCUUCCAGGUGCACGAUGACCACGAGACUCAGAUCGUGAUCUCUGCCGUUCUCCCUGGCUACGAGUUCGGUGCCGCGAGCGCUUCCAGCGAGAAGCCGCUGUCCGUGCGAGCCAUCCGCGGCAGGUCUCUGGUGAUCAGUGGCCGCCACCGGCAAGGGCCCCUCAUCAGCUCCUGGCAGCGCGUCUUCUCGCUGCCGAAGGGCUCCGACGUGGGCCAUGUCUCUGUCACGUACAACUCCGGCACCGGCAACCUGACUGUGACCGUCCCACGUAGUAAUGCGACAGUUGCAGAGGAGUCAGACGGCGAAGAGAAUGCCGGGAUGGAUGACAUGCUGCCCCCAGCGCUUCAAGCGCUGCGGAGCGGGGUGCCGUUGCUGGUCGGGAACAUGGGCGCCCUCCAGGCGGGCGGAGGCACAUUCAAAGACUUGGAAGCUGUUCGUUGCCAGUCGUUACAUGGCGACGUUGCAACGGCCAUCGGCCAGCAGGUGGAGCAGAUGAUUCUGCAAGCCAAAAAAGACUCAGAAGCCCGGGUGAGGCACGAGCUCAAUGUCGCCAGAAGCCAGUUGACACAGAUGGAGUCACACAUCACCGAGCUGUCGGAGCGUGUCACCCGCUGCGUCCGAUUAAAUUCGGGAGGCACUGCCCCUGGAGUCGAUCCGGCAAUGACUGUGGACCGUGCCUUUUUGAGUCAGAAGAUCAAGCAGCUGGAGCAGAAGUGGGGAUCCGAGGUCAAGGCCCUGAAGCAGGACCUUCAUCGAACUAUCCUCGCUCACAACCACAACUCGGACCUCAUGCGUCAUCACCGAGACGCCUUGGACGAGGCACGCCGGAAGUUGGACAGCCAGCCGGCCCCAAAGGCCGACCAGGUUGACGCGCAGAUCGACAAAGUGGACCGAAUGCUGCGUGCCGGCGCCGCCAAGCAGCGGGCGCUGGAUGCCCUGACCGAGCGCCUCACCCAGCUGGAGACGCAGGCGGCCCAGAUGUUCCCGGCGGCGCCUGGUUUUGGCACAACCGCGGUGCCACCAGGCCUGUCGGCGGCACCGGCCGCUGCGGUCCCGAAGAAGCCCGGGAAGAAGGAUGGAGACCUGCCGAGCGAGCUGGAAGUCCGAGCGCACUUGGAGAAGGCUGCCCUUGGACAAGGUAGCAGCUUCAAUGCAGAGGCACCCAUCUUCAUUCCUCGUGGGGCGGUGGAUGUGGAGGCCCCAAAGGCCGCCUCGGUCCCCAAAGCGGAUGCAGGCGCUCCGAUCACCCUCCCUGUGCCAGCGGGAAGCUUGGAGGUGCUCCCAGAUGCAGGCGAGAAGGAUGCGGCCUUGAUCCUAGGUGAAGCAGCUUCGGUAGAAGAACCAGUGGAGGUUGAGGAAGCCCCCGCAGCAGAAGCCGAGGAGGUGCACUUGUCACUGCGUUUUGCCGGCGGGAGGCCAUGGAAAUGCCUCGGGGCGGGUGCUUACGGUGAGAUUCUGCACUACACCGUGAACCCGUUAAAACAAGCGCGCUUUCGGAUUUCGGAUUUCGCAAAGACUUCCGGGCUCCAUGCACGCGUGCGAGGCAGAACGCUGCGAGAUGGUGAGUUUUCUUUCCUCACACGUGCAGCAUCUCCGGAGACAGGUCUCGAGGAUGUCUUGGGUCAGGUCCUCGGACAGUUGGACCAAAUGCAUCCGAGGAACCAUCUCCCGGCGGCCAGACAAGUCCCCGAGGAUGCAGUCGUGAAUUUAGUCGGCUGCUUCGCUGAGUCACAGCUGGAGCAGGUGAAGCUGAAAUACUACGGUGAAGAAAACGCCGCGAAUUUUGCAGCCAUGUACUGGCAUGCGGAGACCGAUCAUGUACCCUCCUCAGCUUUCGGUGCAGCAGAACAUUUGUCAAGUGUUUGUCCUGACUCGGGGUGCGAGCCACUCGUCUGCGGCUUCAGGCGAAGACUCGCCAACCAAUGCCGCCAACGUGGUCGGGGAUGCGCCCUCGCAGGCGAGCGAAAGCCCUCGACGGGCAUCACUGCCUCUUGCUCAGCUUGCAGAUGGUCUCAUCCAGCGCAAUGCGGCCCUCAAGAAGUUCGGCUCUCGCAGAGAAAGCACGCAGCUGCCCGCUCCCCUACCCGCGGCGGGCACCAGCACCGUCCCCGAGGAGGUUGCCGAAAGCUUCAUUUCGGAUACUUCCGAGUCGGACGUGGUCGAAUGCAACCUGACGACCAGUGCCCUCUUCGGGGCCUUGUUCCAGUGCCAGCGGAGCUCCUCCUCCCAGGCGGAGGAGCGAGGCGGCCUUUGCCAGAACGCUUGCCGCCGCAUCUGCGACUGGCUGACCCCGAGAAGCCUGGCGCAUUUGGCGGAGCAGGUGGUGCACGCCGGGGUCCUCACGAAGCGCUCCAAGUACAUCGGGGCUUGGCGGGUGCGGUGGGCCGUGCUUACGCCCACGUCCCUCAAGAUGUUCAAGUCUUCCGGCGCCUGGCGGCUCCGUGA